Exaiptasia diaphana is the source of this 2662-nucleotide messenger RNA. RefSeq names its product protein SET. The record is from RefSeq and is a predicted model, not a curated record. The transcript is spliced from 7 exons. NCBI's taxonomy places the organism in Eukaryota, Metazoa, Cnidaria, Anthozoa, Actiniaria, Aiptasiidae. Gene Ontology annotation, molecular function: histone binding; chromatin binding. Gene Ontology annotation, cellular component: chromatin; nucleus. Gene Ontology annotation, biological process: nucleosome assembly. The coding region runs from base 57 to 1166 and encodes 369 amino acids.
AGACAUAAAGAAAGUUGUAGAAGGGAGGCAAAAGAGUACUUAGACAUCGUUUGGCAAUGUCUAAUCCAGGUAUUACACAGAACAAGAUUCGUAAAGUAGACGGCGUUGAUGGCACCGAUGGAGCCAUGCUUCAUCAAGAAAUUAUUGUUGAGAUCGAUCAGGUUCAAAACCAGAUCGACGGACUCAACGAAGAAGCAUCUGAGGAAAUACUCAAAGUUGAACGAAAGUAUAACCGGAUGAGAAGACCUCAUUUUGAACAAAGAACRGAGUUAAUCAAGAAAAUACCGCACUUCUGGUUCACUGUUUUUUCAAACCAUCCCCAGACAAACUCUUUGCUAGACGAAGAAGACGAAGGAGCRUUAUACCAUAUGACGUCAUUAGAAGUGGAAGAAUUUGAGGACAUCAAAUCUGGAUAUAAAAUCAAAUUUGGAUUUGAAGAGAACCCAUACUUUGAAAAUCAAGUUAUAGCCAAAGAGUUUAUUUUAAAUGAAAAUGGUGAACAGUCAUCAAGAUCUUCUCGUAUUGUCUGGAAGCCUGGAAUGGAUUUAACACAAAGAUAUAAACAACAUAACAUGAUGAAAGGUCUUAAACGUGCACACCAACCUGAGAGCUUCUUUAGUUGGUUUUCUGACACUGGUGAUUCUAAUGAUGAACUUGGWGAAGUCAUUAAGGAUGAUAUCUGGCCRAACCCUAUUCAAUAUUAUCUGGACCAGAAUACAUCAAAACUUGAAGACAAUGAUGAAGAAGAUGACGAGGAAGAAGAAGAGGAAUAUGAGAUUGAAGAAGGUGUCGAGGAUGAUGAUUCAGAGGGCUUGGAGGACGUGGGAGAUGAAGUUGUGGUUGUUGGAGAUGAUGAAGAUGAUGAAGAUGUGGAUGACGAAGASGAAGAGGAAGAAGAGGAGGAAGAAAUUGAAGAUGCUGUUGGAGAAGACAGUCGAGACACUGACCUUGGAGAUAAAGAUGUGGUAUAUGAAGAUGACGAUGAAGAAGACGAGGAAGAAGUUGAGGAAGAUGAUUUAGAAGAUGAGACUGCAAAUCCCAACUUACAGGAGAAAUCAGAAGAACAGUUACUAGAAGAAGAAGAUGAGGAAGAGAUUGAAGGAGAAGAGGAYGACGAUGAGGAGGAAGAAGGCGACGAUGACGGAGCUGCYGCUGGAGAAGACUGAUACCAYRUGUAAUUGAUAAAUAUUUGUACUAUAAUUCUACCUUAUAUCUGCUGUAUAUUGUGUAUAAACACUGAAAUGGUAGGAGUAUUAUAUAGCCUGAUAAGAUUAAAGUCAGGCYGGGAGUGGGCCCAUACAUAACACAGGCAGCCCACUCUUGAUGGAGUUGUUUAACURUUUGCUGGAGAAUUGCAAUGGGCAUGAUUUUUUGAUGAGUUCUUUCUUACUCAGUUUUGUACAAUAUAUAUCUGAAAAACAUUUGUUGUAAGAUGUUGCACAAAUUAACUUUAUCUGCAAAACAUGAUUCCAAAUUGUGCAUUUUUUUGAARCGUUUUUUAUGAUAUAAUGAGGYAUAUGAUAUUGGGCUGCCUGUGGAGAUAUAUCAAGGUWAWUGUUUGAUAAUGGGCUUCCUGUCUCAUAGACAGUUUAAUUACAAAGGGAUCCCAAAAUCAUACAUUAUCAUUCACAUAAAGGAUUCAAUCAUGAAUAUGCUAUUUCUUUAGGUACUUAUAGUACUAAAAUGUUAUCUAACUUAUUAAUAUAUCUCUCCAAUCUUUUGCUACUUUUGGUACUCUCUGCUUUCUUGUAGACAGUAAUUAGACAGGCCGUAAUUAAGUCAAACAAAUCACAAAUCUUAACAAUUCUCUGUCCAAAGGUAACUUUGCAAUGCAUUGAAGUGAGUAGACUGGUGAGCAUGCUAUCWUAGAUACCUUCUGCAACCUUGUCCAUAAGGACCUGCUCUUCUCUAUUUUUAAGAAGGUGGACGAUUCAAGGAACCAACAUAUCGAAAAUAGCAAAGAGCAAGGGACGGGGUUGUACCUUCUGCAGACAGGUUUCUGGCAUUGUAAGUUCAUUGGUUGUGUCACUUCAAUGCUAAGGCACAGCUAACUAGUUUAAGUCUUGCAAAGGGAUUUGCAAAGGAGAUGAAAAAGAAGUAUGUGCAUUGCAUUGUGCUCAAAGUCUAAAACUGUAUCAGAAAUGUUUCUUUUAAAAAAUGAUCAUUUUUUUCAUUCUAUUACCAUACAUGUACUUAGCAAUGCAGUUUGGUUUACUURAUUUUGACAAAAUUGUUUUUGAUGCCAAAUUUUGGAAGGUCAUAAAUAUGGAGCCAUGUCCAAGUAGAUCUUUUASGUAAAUUAUAAUUAUCAUAAGAACAAUCACUCUAUUAUUUCCCAUAAAAAAAAACAGUCAUAGCUGUUUAUAACGUAAUUUCGUACAUCAGUUAAGAUCCCUUUUCAAUUAUUUUACUAUCUAAGUUAAAAAAGCUGCAAUCUUGCCCGAAUGGUUCUUAAUUGUGACCGAAAUGCAUCGAUUGAUAUAAUUACCGUGCGCUUGCAAUARCCAUUAGUCAUUUUGCUCAGGAUAUGCGUUUGUAGUUAACCCUGCAUAUAUACUUUUUUUAGAAAGCUGUAAAAGAAUUUUGAAUCUUAUAAUCACUUAGAAAUUUGAUUUAGCAAUUUGGAACCUGAUUUCUUACAUUAAAAAGUACUUUUUCAAGA